GAAAAUAGCUUUUCAUUUAUCAUCUCUAAUUUACAAAACAUUAGUAGCUUUCUUUUGUUGUGAUAUACAUUGAUCAUGGCUAAGAUAUCAUGUUCUUAUUUACUCAUACUUAUGCUUGCUUUGUCAGUUUUUUCAGUUGUUGAGAAGGCUAAGGGAGAUAAGCGUUGUAGUAUAAUCAUUGAUCUUUCUCCAUGUUACCCUAUUGAAUGUCGUCUAUCAUGCAUUACCGAGCGCAAUGGAGAUGGAGAAUGUGUUGUAUCCAAAGUUGGUAGUACUCCUAAUUGUUUGUGUACUUAUGAUUGUUAAC
This is a messenger RNA of Arabidopsis thaliana (thale cress), 307 nucleotides long. RefSeq names its product low-molecular-weight cysteine-rich 36 (gene LCR36). The coding region runs from base 76 to 306 and encodes 76 amino acids. The transcript has 2 exons. The record is from RefSeq and is marked reviewed. NCBI's taxonomy places the organism in Eukaryota, Viridiplantae, Streptophyta, Magnoliopsida, Brassicales, Brassicaceae. Gene Ontology annotation, cellular component: extracellular region.